AUGACGCCCCCUUCAGCAAUAACCCCGUCGCGAGAAGUAGUACAGACCCCCAAGGGCCGAACUGUUCCUAUAACAGAGUGGACUGUCCAGAAACUUGCCAAUCAGCUUAGAGCGUUCAAUCAAGAAGUUCGGAGAGACCACUCUCAGCUCGUCGCGCAUGCAAUUGAGUCAGCAAAAUGUAGAGAAUGGCGCACGCAUCAUGGCCUAGAUCUCUUUCGGAACCUUCAACCUCACCCAAAUCCAGAAAUCAAAGGCAAGCAAGUCAAAAUCAGAUUCAAGCACAACAAAAAUAAGAAGGAUUAUCGGGAUAUACGGUACAAUGUGGUUUGCAUUAAAACUAACAAGGAUGCUGUUCCGUCCUAUCGGUUCCAUCAUGUGGAAAUCAAGAAGAAUGUCUUGAUGCCCAACACCAUGUUGACGUUUGUCCCCCAUUUACGAGAUCUUGAGGGUUCUGAAGAGGCCAAGUACAACCUUUGGCUUAAAGAGCUGGAGGAUAUUGAUCUCAAAUCGGGGUUCAAGCCCAUGAAUCGCGACGAGAAACAUGUGGCAAUCAUCCAAGCCGAGCGCGCUGCAGCUCUUUCCCUCUACUUGGAUAAGUGGCUCAAAGAACUCAACAUAUCCUUCUGCAACAAGUCCACUCUCAUCAAAUACAUGAAAAACCAAGCAUCUGACGACUCCAUGACUCCUCGACAAAAAGCAGACCUUGCCAAAUCCAACAGCGAUGGAAAUGGCUUAACACCAGAAGCACACUUAGCGGCACACAUGUUUAAGGAUGCAUUCCAACUGGUCUUUAAAGAAAAUCAAGUGGAUUAUAAACAGGUUGAACUACGAAAAGUUCUGUUCAUUGAUGGAUCCGUCGACGGCGCCAUGGACAGUAAAACUACAGCCAAAGAAGUCGCCGCUAUUCAACAAGACAAUGAAGACGAAAUUGCCGAAUCCAAUCUGGCCACAUACUGUAUUCUGGGAUGUCUCAUUUGCUUUAGCCAUUCUUGCGACCAUGGCGAGUACGACAUCAAGAACUGGAAACGCACGUUUUCCUUGUCAUCUUAUGCAUCCUUGUCGGACAUUUUGCAGAGGAAGCGAAUAGCGGCGGCCGGAGCAAAUACUAUUGCAGAUGAGCCUUGCGAGCGGAGGUGCUAUCGCCUGAAGCUCCCUCCCGACCCAACUGCAAUGAUGAAGCCAUGGUCUGAAGAUGAACGUAUUCUCUUGCGCUCUUUGUACGUCACGACGGAUUUCAGCAAAACUAAAAUGGACCCCAUCUGCCUAGCCACCGAGUUCCUAAAUCGAAACUGCGACGAAGUAUAUGCAGAAUUCCAGUCUUUGAACAUCAGCUUACCUGAACUGGAGCCCACGGAACCUCCUCGACCACGAAACAUAUCAUGGUAUGAUCGUAAGCGGAAAAUGCUCCUGGGAGACUGGCAAGAUCAUACAAUUACUCAUGAGCAUCAACGGCGGGAGUUGCUGGAACCAUGCUCUCAUGAUGGCCCAUGUGCUCCAAAAAUAUGCCCAUGUGUAGACGCGGGGGUUUUGUGCGAAAGGUUCUGCGGAUGUACAGAGGCAAAUUGUUCUUAUAAAUUCACAGGCUGCGCCUGUCAUUCUCAAGGCAAAUCAUGCCUCACGAAGCCCUGCAUAUGCGUGCAACUCAACCGCGAAUGUGAUCCGCAAUUGUGUGGCUCAUGCGGCGCUUUUGAACGUGCUGAUCCUGCAAACGCGGACGAUUAUUUGCUGCACUCUACAGGAUGUCAAAACUGUGACCUACAACGUGGCCGGCACAAGACUGUUCUUCUCGGGCAAAGUCAGCUCGAAGGAGUUGGCUACGGGCUCUUUACUGCCGAAGAUAUUGCCCAAGACGAAUUUAUUGUCGAGUACGUAGGGGAGCUGAUCACCCACGAUGAAGGUGUCCGCAGAGAGGCAAGACGUGGCGAUGUAUUUGACGAGGAUUCCAACAUAUCAUACGUGUUUACUCUACUAGAAAACGAAGGUAUCUGGGUUGAUGCUGCCAUUUACGGCAAUCUGAGCCGAUAUAUCAACCAUGCUUCAGAACAUGACAGACAAGGGUGCAACAUUACCCCGCGAAUUCUUUAUGUCAACGGCGAAUAUCGAAUCAAAUUUACGGCUUUGAGAGAUAUCAAGGCUGGGGAGGAGCUCUUUUUCAAUUAUGGAGAAAAUUUCCCAAAUCUUACCAAAAAACUUCUUGAUCACAAAUCCGGAGAAAAACCAAAGGUGCCUAGAAAAGCUGGUCGGCCAAAACGUGCCGAGACAAGUGACCGAGUGGCGCGGAAAGUGCCAAAAAUAGAGCACAAAGCAGCCGGAAGGCCACCAAAAUCGAAAAAGAACAAGGAAACCACAGCGAGGCAGGUGGGAAGGCCAGCAGCGGGUAGGCCAGCAGCGGGAAGGCCAGCGGCAAAGGCAGUAGAUAUUUUGGCAGUCUCAGACGACGAUUCCGCAGCUAUCAGGGGGAUGAUUGAGGAAUCUCAUUCCCGUAAGCGACGACGCCAUCAUCUAACUGAUUCUGAGGAGGAGGAAUAUCAGCCAACGGGUACAGAGGCGGCAUCAAUUGCUGAAUCAGGUCUCGACUCUGAAGGGGGACCACUGAACCCGAAACGGCUUCGGAAAACAACAAGAUCCCAAAGGGUCAAAGAGCAUGAUACGCCUAUCAAGACGCCGGUAGUAGACGAACCAAAGCCGCGAAGCAAACGAGGAGGUGCUCGGCCUGGCAGUGGACGGCCUAGGAAGCACCCUCGAAUCGUCCCUAAGCCAAAUAAAGCGUCUUCCUUGACUUCUCAGCCUCCUCAAUCUAGUCAAGCCGCUUCUCAGGAGUCUCGGUCUGAACCAGAAUCACAUAUUAACGCCUCUGCUAUCACACAUUCGCCUAUGUCUACUCCAGCAACAACACCGAAGUACACCAGAGCUAGCCGAGGGCAUGAACCUGAAGAUGCUAUUGAAAUUGAGGAUAGCGAAGACCAAGAUGUAGUAUUAAGGAGCAGGACGUCCCGGAAUAGACGUCUACCUGCUAAAUUCAGAGACGAAGAAUCAUUGUAA
Molecule: messenger RNA, 3042 nt
Organism: Trichoderma asperellum CBS 433.97
Lineage: Eukaryota; Fungi; Ascomycota; Sordariomycetes; Hypocreales; Hypocreaceae
Biological process (GO): heterochromatin formation
Cellular component (GO): ESC/E(Z) complex; nucleus
Molecular function (GO): histone H3K27 methyltransferase activity; protein binding; chromatin binding
Source: RefSeq, a predicted model, not a curated record